CACGCUCGUUCUGUUUUUAGAUGGCAUGGCUUCUAGGUUAACCAAUGCGGUCUUGUACGCCUCUAUCCCAGAUCUAUCCAUCCCAUACUUCCUGGCUACUGCGAUCACCGAAGGGGCCCGUCGCACACACGGCCGUCUGAUCAUCGUUCUCACCUCACCCGUAUUCGCGGACAGUCAGGCCGUCUCUCAUGCCGCCACUUGGAAGCUAGUACAAACGCUGCUUACGUUCGUCUACGUGCAAACGACCAAAGUUGCGCAGGAGAUGAACAAGAUUCUAUUGGAAGUGGAUGUGCUCCUCCGCGGCCCUCACGACGCGGCGCCGGAAUAUCCCACUCCGCCGGAAGCGGUAUUUUAUGUCGAUGGCGAUUCGAUUGAGAUCCCGUCCGCUUUCGCUACGCUCCCCCGUUUCGUACUUCCGAGAGAGAGCGCGCGGAGGACCGAAGCAGUAGUACUCGACACCGCGCACCAUCACCCCUCGAUGUAUCCCGUCGUAGCUCUGGGCGGGACUUUCGAUCAUCUCCAUGCGGGGCACAAAAUCCUUCUCAGUGUCGCCGCAUGGCUUGCGUCGUCCAAGCUCAUCAUCGGCAUCACGUCGGAUGCUCUACUCACUCGCAAGACAUACGCGAGUGUCCUGGAAUCGCUAUCCCAACGCAAAUCGGUGACCGAACGGUUCAUGCGCGCGUUCCGGCCCGAUCUUGUGUACGAUCUUGUUGAGAUCAGUGAUGUUUAUGGCCCAACUGGAUGGGACCCAGACAUCCAGGCCCUGGUCGUGAGCAAAGAAACCCUUUCUGGCGCAGAUGCCAUUGCCACUCAUCGCGCGGCGCAGAACCUGCCAGCCUUGGAGACAUUUGUGAUCGAUGUUAUAUCGACUACUUCGACUAGCCUCAGUGAAACAGAUGCUGAUGCUUUGCGACAAGCGAAGAUGAGCAGCACCUACAUUCGCCAAUGGAUUGCGGAGAAUCAGAGGUCCACUUGAGAGCUCAGUUGCGAUUCAUAUAUCCACCCGCCUCGUAACUGAAGCCCAUUCUGUAUUAUUUCUCUGGAUGUACCAAUUCUCCGUGAAUCUCACGGUCUGUUCUCUGCAGAUUUCGGAUGGGUCUCUUCUGUUCUGAUUCAGUAUCGGAUUAGAUCGUGUACCAACCACGUGCUGUCAAGAAGCCUGCCGAGCCUGCCGACGACGAUUGACACAAGUACAUAACUUGCAUGUCAACCAUGAUGAUUUCGAUUCUGGGGGUCUCACUAUUUCUCGGCUCUUGACCUCGAUAUGGCUCCUGUCCGUUUAUCUAUAGCAUGCUGGGAUUAUGAUCGCAUGAAAGCUAUUGAAGACGGCCGUGUGAGGCCAGAGGGUAUCGAAUUGACGUUCUUGAACCUUAGGGUGGAGGAAACCUUCUUCCGCCAGCUGAGAUAUCAGGAGUUCGACAUCAGCGAGAUGUCCCUGUCGUCCUAUGUGCUCACGCUCAACUCUGAUGAUCCUCCGUUCAUCGCACUGCCGAUCUUCCCGUCGCGAAUGUUUCGUCAUCAGUCGAUCUACGUAAACCUCAAAGCAGGAAUCCAGAAACCAGCGGACCUCGCAGGCCGCCGCAUCGGCACACCCGAGUUCCAAAUGACUGCGCCUGUCUGGCAACGGGGCAUCCUGCAAGAUCAGUACGGUCUGCAGUACGACGCCCCGCAUUACUUCACGGGGAAUGUCGAGCCCUCGACCGAAGAGCGUCACGAGAAAGUCCCUCUGAAGUUGGCGGAUAGCGUCAAGAUCCAGCCCAUCCCGAAAGGAAAAUGUCUCGCUCAGAUGCUGGCUGAUGGGGAGAUCGACGCACUCGAGAGCGCAACCGCGCCUUCGACCUUUGGCACGCACCCUGACGUCGGUAGAUUGUUCCCAAACGCACAGGAAGUUGAAAAAGCCUACUUCAAGGAAACUGGGAUCUUUCCCAUCAUGCACGUGAUUGCUGUGAAGCGCUCGGUUCUGAAGGAGAAUCCGUGGAUUGCACGGUCGUUGACCAAAGCGUUUACCAGCUCCUUGGAAUAUGCCUAUGACGCAAUCCACGAAAGAGCUGCUCUGCGGUCAGGAUGGUGAUAGCAUCUCCAAAUCUCAACUCGCUGACUCGCUCGCAGCUACAUCUUGCCAUGGAUGCAAUUCCAUGUUGAGGAGACACAGGCCGCGUUGUGCGUUGACGGGCAGGCCAAAUGGUGGCAGGAUGGGCUCACCACUCAGAAUGUCCGGACUCUGGAUAAAUUCCUCGAGGUAUGCCUUCUUUCUCAGCUUCUGCAAGCAUUGAAAUCUGACGCCGCACAGUAUUCGUUCAGCCAAGGUCUGGCAAAGAAGAAAUGGGAAGUCAAAGAACUGUUUGCUCCGGGUUCCCUCGAGGCCUUUGUCGUGUAACUGUAGAUCCGAGGGCUCGAUUUUCACCUAAAAACGGUCGUCAUUCUAAAUCCAAUUGGUUGUGCAUUACCCCUUGCCAUCUUUGGGUUAGUGGACUCGUUAUUGGCAACGGCGCAAGCACUUGACUGAACGCAAGCGAUGAAUUGGAUUAUUCUCGCUCUCAAGGAGUGCAAUUGGAAAAAAACCCUAGCGGGAGGUCCAAAGACACUCUGAACUCUUCUGCUGAACCCAUUCACUACAUUCCGUGGCCUGAUAGUCCCCGUUGGGGGCUAGAUGGCUGGCCCACUGAUGGUCUCCCAUAGC
This is a messenger RNA of Mycena citricolor, 2680 nucleotides long. Lineage: Eukaryota; Fungi; Basidiomycota; Agaricomycetes; Agaricales; Mycenaceae. The record is from the annotation of a GenBank genome assembly.